Messenger RNA from Octopus bimaculoides (California two-spot octopus), 1334 nucleotides. Its product is annotated as 2-(3-amino-3-carboxypropyl)histidine synthase subunit 1. Gene Ontology annotation, molecular function: 2-(3-amino-3-carboxypropyl)histidine synthase activity. NCBI's taxonomy places the organism in Eukaryota, Metazoa, Mollusca, Cephalopoda, Octopoda, Octopodidae. Gene Ontology annotation, biological process: protein histidyl modification to diphthamide. The record is from RefSeq and is a predicted model, not a curated record.
UAGCAUGUUUACGCGCAACAUCGUAUUUGAAAAUGGCUGACGACGUGGAGUCGAAUAGUCCGGUGGUUAUUUCAGCCAAACAACAUCCGCAAAAGGUUUUUUCUGGAGCUGGGAAGAGACGUGCAACCAACAAGAUACCAGAUGACAUUCUAAAUGAUCCUCAACUGCAAAGUGCUAUUGAUGAACUUCCAAAGAAUUAUAAUUUUGAAAUUCAUAAAAGUAUCUGGAGAAUCAGAAGCACAGGAGCUCAAAGAGUUGCUCUCCAGUUCCCUGAAGGUCUCCUUAUUUAUGCCUGUGUUAUCUCUGAUAUUAUCAAACAGUUCACUGAUGCAGAAACCCUUAUCAUGGGAGAUGUCACCUAUGGUGCAUGCUGUAUUGAUGACUUCACUGCAAAAGCUCUUGGUGCAGAUUUUAUGAUCCACUAUGGACAUAGUUGUCUUGUGCCCAUCACUGUGACUGAAGAUAUACAUAUGCUCUAUGUAUUUGUGGACAUCAAGAUUGACAAUACUCAUUUUGUUGAGACCAUCAAGUACAAUCUGCCUGCUAACUCAUGUAUUGCACUGGUUAGUACAAUACAGUUUGUAGCUGCCCUACAGGGUGUUGCAAAAGAGCUCAGAAACACAUUCAAUGUCGUCAUUCCGCAAGUGAAGCCGCUGUCACCUGGUGAAAUACUUGGUUGUACGUCCCCUAAACUUGGUGAUGAUGUUGACACCUUAAUUUACCUUGGUGAUGGGCGGUUCCAUCUGGAGUCUGCAAUGAUUGCUAAUCCGCAUAUAACUGCUUACAGGUAUGAUCCUUACAGUAAGGUAUUUUCAAAGGAACAUUAUGACCAUUUCAAAAUGAAAGAGGUACGGCAAGAUGCUAUCAAAGGUGCCAGUAAAGCACAAAUGAUUGGUAUAAUAUUAGGCACAUUGGGAAGGCAAGGAUCUCCAAAAAUUCUUCAGACUCUUGAAGAAUCAUUGCAGAAUGCUGGUAAAAAAUGCUUCACAGUACUUCUCUCUGAAAUAUAUCCAGACAAGCUGAAACUCUUCCACAAUGUAGAUGCGUGGGUGCAGAUAGCUUGUCCUCGUCUUUCUAUAGACUGGGGUUUGGCCUUUGAGAAACCAGUUUUAACGCCAUACGAGAUGUCUGUGGCUUUAGAGCAAAUAUCAUGGCAGGAUCGGUAUCCAAUGGAUUUUUAUGCUAAUGACAGUCUUGGUCCAUGGACUGUCAACAAUGAGAAGCAUCGGCCCAUUCGUCCAGUGAGAAAUCAUCCAAGAGCCCCGAUAAAGAUUCAGUGUCAAUCAGAUUGCAAAUGUAGUUCUUAAUUUAUAUUAAAAAUCUGUUUAUAUUUA